AUGUCACCCCACGACUACACUGUCAUUAUGAAAGACAUUGAAAAAGGUUACGCUACCUUCGAACAGUGGGACCAGCUUAGUACAAAUAUGGUCUUUGCGUUUCCAUGGGGAUUUCUGCAGCAAUGUCCAGACGGGCUGGUACUAGACGAGCCCAAGACGGUAGCGAAUUUGGCCAAAAAGGGUGAUGCCUUGUCGCACUGGGACAAUGAAGACGAGGGAGUUCAGUGGGACAAAACUUCAGGCUGGACGUUCAAGUCUCUAGGAAGGCCAGACGCACCUAGUACCGAAAAAGACACACGUAAAGACCUUACUCCGCAACCGAGCCUCGCAGAUUUUGUCCAAGAGGAAGUUUUGGCAUACAUAGCGACACUCCACACUUGCCAGAAGCCUUACCCGCAUAAUACUCGUGAUCGCAUCGACGCUUUUCGGAGUCUUGAAGAAUUUACCGGAUCACGAUUUGGAAAUGGUACUUCAAUGUUAAGGAACGAGAUUCUGAUGAGCCAUAACGAUGACGACACAACUAGGGAUAGCGAUAUUGUUAAACUGGACUCGUUCAGGCUAGCGAGUCUCUGGAACGAGCGUUUUGACACAAGGGCUGGGAAGUACGAUAUGACGGGCAUCAAAUUACUCAAAGAAGAGCCUGGUCAGGUAGUUUUUUGUGAUCCUAGAAGCUUAGCACAAGAAGAAUACUAA
Molecule: messenger RNA, 693 nt
Organism: Alternaria rosae
Lineage: Eukaryota; Fungi; Ascomycota; Dothideomycetes; Pleosporales; Pleosporaceae
Exons: 2
Coding region: 1-693 (230 amino acids)
Source: RefSeq, a predicted model, not a curated record